This is a messenger RNA of Aspergillus niger, 1734 nucleotides long. RefSeq lists its product as uncharacterized. Bases 1 to 1734 code for a protein of 577 amino acids. The transcript has 5 exons. Lineage: Eukaryota; Fungi; Ascomycota; Eurotiomycetes; Eurotiales; Aspergillaceae. Gene Ontology annotation, biological process: amino acid transmembrane transport. The record is from RefSeq and is a predicted model, not a curated record. Gene Ontology annotation, cellular component: membrane. Gene Ontology annotation, molecular function: amino acid transmembrane transporter activity.
AUGGAUGAUAUCCAUAACACCCAAAAAGACCCAGAUGUCUUCAUCUCGCCCACCCUCGAACCAGGCCCUGCGCUCCCCAAAGUCGGAGACCGCACACCGCGUAUCGUCCACGAUGAAGAGGCCCAGAAUCUACGCAAGGGGUUGCAGGAGCGCCAUACCCAGAUGAUAGCCAUCGCGGGCGCCAUUGGAACCGGCCUCUUCCUCGGUCUAGGCAGCUCGAUCCAAACCGGUGGCCCGCUCGGCGCUCUACUCGGUUAUCUACUGAUCGGCCUGGUGGUCUGCGCGGUGCAAAUCGCCCUAGGCGAAGUGUCAGCCCUGAUGCCCGUGACCGGCUCUUUUGUCCGACACGUCGAGCUGCUCGUCGAUCCGGCUCUCGGGUUCGCAAUAGGCUGGAACGUCGUCUACGGUUGCUUCAUGUCCGUGCCCAGCGAGAUCUCCGCAGCUGUCGUCCUAAUCCAGUACUGGAACGACACCCUCAAUCCCGCUAUCUGGGUGACGAUCCUGAUCGUCAUCUCGGCAAUCGUCUCGUUCCUCUUCAUCCGAGUCUACGGAGAAGUUGAGUUCGUCUUCGCCAUCCUCAAGAUCCUCCUCAUCAUCGGCAUCAUCCUCAUGGGCUUGGUGAUCGACCUCGGCGGCGUCUCGGGUACUCCACGUCUCGGAUUCCAUUACUGGAAAGACCCCGGCCCGUUCGUGGAAUACAUCGCCUCGGGCCCGUGGGGCCGAUUCCUCGGUUUCUGGGCCGUCACGACAAACGCAGUUUAUUCCUUCUCCGGGGUGGAAAGUCUAACCAUCGCGGCAGCGGAAAUGGCGAAUCCAAGACAGAAUAUCCCCCGCGCGUGUAAACGCGUCUUUGCGCGCGUUACCAUCUUCUACUUUUUGGCUGUGCUAAUCGUGGGGAUGAUAGUCCCUAGUAACGAUCCCCGACUGGGAAAUGAAUCUGGCACGGCCGCGCAGAGUCCGUUCGUAAUUGCGGCUUCCGAUGCGGGGAUCAAAGUAGUGCCUUCUAUUAUCAAUGCCGUGGUGUUGACGUCUGCGUGGUCAGCGUCAAAUCAGAGUAUCCUGGCUGGAACGCGCACGUUGUAUGGUCUUGCGCUGAAGGGCCACGCACCGGCGGUGUUUCUGCGCACAACGAGGCACGGUGUGCCGUAUGCUUGUGCGGUGGCGCAGAUUUCUGUGUCCGCGUUGGCGUACCUUACGUGUCAGAAUGAGGCAUAUACGGUUUUCAAUUGGUUGUUGGAUUUGACGGCAGCGGGGGUGUUGAUCUCGUGGGGGACGAUUGCGUUGAAUCAUAUUAGGUUGAUGAGAGGGUUCAGGGCGCAGGGAUUGGAUACGGCGGAAAUGCCGUGGCAUCAUUGGUGGUCUGUGUAUACAUCCUGGUUUGCUCUGGUGAUGUGUGUGAUUGUUUUGUUCACGGGCGGGUUCACGGUGUUUACUCAUGGCAAUUGGGAUGCUUCGAGCUUCGUGUCGUCGUAUUUGGACAUUCCGCUCGUACUGGCUUUCUAUCUGGGCUAUAAGUUCUACCGCAAGACAGAGAUGGUAUCGAGUUAUGAGAUGCCGCUGGAGCAGGCUCUGCUCGAGUGUCGGAACGACCCAGAUAAUGUAGGUCAGGUUAUCCCACAAAACUACAUCAAUAGACUGACACAUGUACCGCACUCAGAGGAAAGUGAUAUAGACCAUCACUGUAUGACAUAUCAUCUGAUAGAUUACGCAAGAGGUAACGCAAAUCCUGAUUGA